UGACUCCUCCCGGUCCAAGUCCGGGUCUGGAUGCUGAGCAGGCGGGCGGGGCCGCUCUUCCUCACCGACUGGAGGAGUGAUGAGGCAGGACGCACGGGUCGGAGCGGACACACAGGGAGGACGAUCCGCCGCCAGCCCCGGGUUCUGGAACGGACUGGCUCUCGUGCGUUCCGGUCUGCUUUAGAGGGACCAUGGACCUGUAACCGAGCCGGACCUCCGCGCGCAGCCUCACACACACGGACGUCUCGUUUGUCUGUCGUCGGGAUACGGAUCAGCGGGAGGGGGUCGGUAGUGCUCCGUAGCGGACCCGGUGCCGGUCGUGUCGUCGCGGACCCUCAGAGCCACCAUGGCCUGGCCCUGCAUCAGCCGCGCGUGCUGCAUGGCCCGCUUCUGGAACCAGCUGGACAAGGCGGACAUCGCGGUUCCGCUGGUGUUCACCAAGUACACGGACGUGUCUGAGAUGCAGCACAUCCAGCUGCAGCCUCCCCAGGCCCGAGUCGCCAUAGAAACGCAGCCGUCGCGCACAGAGCCUCGCGCCGCGAAGGCUGCACGCGCGCCCCGGAGGAGCGCAUCCGAGGACCGCGUGUGCAGCUCGGUGAUGCGCGAGGACUUUAAGCAUUGGAGAGUGCGACCGGAACCGAGCUGUAAACCCAAGAACGAGUACCACGGACCGGAAACGCCGUUCAACAGCGAGACCCAGUACCAGAAGGACUUCAAGCCGUGGCCCAUCCCCAAACGGUACGACCACCCCUGGAUCCCCAAACCCACCGCCUCCGUGUCCGUGGGCGACGUCCGCGUGCCGGAGCGGGCCCGGUCCAAACACAAGGCCGCCCUGGACGCGGACAGCGGCGUGGAGAAGAGCGCCAUAGCCGACAAGGUCCAGGAGAAAGACCUGCUCCAGGGCCAGGACCGGAAGAAGAGGAGCACCAAGCAGGAGGGUCCGAAGAAGGUGGUCCUGAAGGCGGACGGGGAGGGCCGGGGCAGGCCGGCGGACGCGGUCAACCGGCAGAUCAAGCAGGAGAUCACCGGUGGAAGCUCGUACAGAACUGAAUUCAGGGCUUAUCGAGAUGUGAAACCGGCUAAAAUGAUCCGGGCUAAGUCCCAGUACCUGCCGCCGGACGAGAAGACCAGCCUAGAGACGAGUUAUAGCGCAACGUUCAAGGGGACGCAAGCCCCUCUGCAGCCCGCUGACAACAAGGCCCAGGAGAGGAGGAGGAUACGCAGCCUGUACAGCGAACCGUACAUGGACGCCAGCAAACAGGUUGACAGGUAUAGCGUCCCGCGCUCUAAACCCAAAAAGUCCGGAGCCGCCGCCACAGGCCAGGGCAAAGCGUCGAAGAAAGCCAAAGAUAAGCAGAGCGCGGCGCUGAGGGGCUCCAAGAAGAACACCUCGGAGAACCAGCCCGAGAACCGGCCGGCGGUGGGGGACAAGGAGAAAAGUAAAGAGAUGAACAACAAACUGGCUGAGGCGAAAGAGGUUGUGCUAAAACAGUACCACUACAUACAACUCUGCCAGCCAAUCCGAGAUAUUGGCUGGGUGCAGACUCUAAAGCAACACCUGUGGGGCUGUGCUCUUCCCAAUCCCAGUGGCACAGUUUAUGUUUUUUCUAGUGAACCACCACAUUCUCUGGUCUACUCCUCAGGUCAUAGCCCCUCUAUUUCUCUUCCAUAUGGACACUAGAGUGCAGUAGGUGGGGGUGAAUGGGGCCUGAAUGCCUGCUGUCACAUCCCUACAUGUAAGGUUCCUUAAGGCACCUUUUCUUAAGGAGGCCUCAGGUUUAGUCCAGUUCAUCAUCCCGCAGCUGUAAUGCUUCCACUCCUCAUAUUACAGUGGUUUGACCCAAAUGCAUGAGCGCAUACAUACACAUACGCCUGCUGAAUUAUCCACCCGGUGACCAGAGCGUAUGAGGCAGGUUUCACAUCCCAUGGAAUCACAUUUACAGCCUUAUAAGUGGAUGCAAAACAGAGUUCAAUGUCCAUAAUACAGUAUGUGUCACUCAUUCUGGAUCACUCUAAAGCAUGCAACACUGUUUUCUGUUUGACCUGCAAUCUAACUUCACAUUUAAUACUUUAGUCUACACAAUAUUUACCAUAUCUUAGCUUAUAGUAAAGGUAAGUGUAAGAGGAAUUAAGGAAGUGCAUGUUAGUUUCCAUUUGAGUUAAUUUAACUGGAAUUUAUUGAUUUUCAGUGUCUUUUUCUGCCUCAGAACACCCCGAGACCCUCAUUGCAUCGGCCUUCUGUUUGCAAUAAUAUCCCAGUGAGUCACUGAAGGUGAAUGGAAACAAUCCAAAUCAAUGACCUGUACAGAUCUGAGUGAAAACCUGUCCAAUACGCCCUGAUGAACAGUUUUACUUCACUGUACUUACAACCCAGUGGAUGCAGUUGCACUACAGCAGGAGUGUCAAACUCAUUUUAGUUAAUGGGCCACAUUCACAUUCAAGUGGGUCAGACCAGUAAAAUGA
Messenger RNA from Sphaeramia orbicularis (orbiculate cardinalfish), 2463 nucleotides. It is a transcript of the gene map6a, whose product is annotated as microtubule-associated protein 6a. Gene Ontology annotation, cellular component: microtubule; cis-Golgi network; Golgi-associated vesicle. The record is from RefSeq and is a predicted model, not a curated record. Gene Ontology annotation, biological process: regulation of microtubule cytoskeleton organization; microtubule cytoskeleton organization; cytoskeleton-dependent intracellular transport. The transcript has 5 exons. Gene Ontology annotation, molecular function: microtubule binding; calmodulin binding. The coding region runs from base 347 to 1681 and encodes 444 amino acids. Lineage: Eukaryota; Metazoa; Chordata; Actinopteri; Kurtiformes; Apogonidae.